AUGGCGGUUUACAGAGGCGUAGUUCUAAUCUACCUAUUUAUAUGGCUAAGCGCCGUGUGCGGAAACAGCAACGACUUGGUGCUGGAGAGAAGCCAAAUAUUCAAAACACUGAAUGGCAGCUCCAUAGAUCUCUCGGUUCACUUGGACUUGGGUUUGCUGGAACAUGUGGUUGCCGGUGGUGGUGGUGGUGGCAAUGGCAAUGACAAUGCACUGACCACACCCGCUCCCAGCCUGGAGUCAAUCAUUCGUGCCGAGAUCAGCGGGGAUUGGGAGCGCAGCAGGUUCGUGCUGCAGCUGGUGAAUCAAACACGUACCAUCCAACUAAAACAGGCCAUAUACAGGGCGUUGUGGCAGGAGCUACGGCAGAGCAAGCAGAUAUAUAAUCCCGUGAAGAUCCUGGAGUUCUACGAGCAGCUGGAGCAACAGUCUCAGGUACCAAAAGGACUACUCGAGGAGGUCUAUGGAAUAUUUCUGGAGCGUGGAGCAGAGUUGCUUUCGACGCCCUUUUACACCAACAGUCAGACCGCAAAUUUUCCUUUGGUAAACGCCCUGCUUCUACGCUUGAGUUUCAACACGCUGGACAUGCUGCGAGACAUUCUAGCCAUCCUAUACGAGAUUGUGUUGGCACUCAACCCGCCCCUGAGUGUGGCCAACCGCCUCAGCAACUACAGCGCCAAUAUCCUGCAACUCAGUUUUGCCAAUUUGCAGCUCUUAGAUCGUCCUGAGCUGCAACAAGAUCCACCGGCCCGUCUAAGUGUGCAACGAAAUCUGCGCGAGCUCCUAGAACAGCCGGAAUUCGAGCGCAAUGUGGAGACUUCAGUGCGUCAGGAGUUGUAUGAACAAUUGCCAUUGGAUGAGCGCACACUCUACACGGCCCAAAAGAUCUGUCUGCGCAAUGUUACAGAUGACAAUGCCUAUAUCUACGAAUGCCCCCAGACAUAUCUCAUCUGCAGCAAUCCCCAGGAUGCUAAGAAGGCCGCGUUUUAUGUCCAACGCGGACACAACGCCAACGGAACUCUGCAGUUCGCUUUCUAUAGCUCCUAUUGGCGCAAUCGCUACAUAUUCCGGGAACCAACGACAACGACGUCGGAUUACAACAGCACUACUGGCAUUAGCAAGAAUGUUUAUAGUCGCAACGCCGUUUACUGGUGGCAGGUUCGCCACUUGGAAGAAGGUGUCGCCCUAUACGACGCCGGCACAUCCAGUGCUGUGCUCUGUGGUGGCAAUCCCCUGCACCGGGAUGGUGAGGAGCAUCAUGUCUAUACACGACGAGCCGCAGACUUUAAUCUCUAUCGUAGGGAGUGCGUGUGGCGUGUCGAAAACUGCACUGAGGCGACUUAAGACUACUUACUAGACUUUGACUCGUAAUACCUCUGAUUAUUGUUGAAUAUCAAUACUUAUUUAAGAAUAUUUAAAAUGGAAUUAAACCUAUAAACAUAGAGGUCGAAAACGGUUCCAAAAUAAAUAAUAAAUGUGAAAAAGAGGUUAACUUAAGAAGCGCUAAAACUUCUCAAGUUACUUCAAUUAAAGCAAUACAUAACACACAUAAAA
This is a messenger RNA of Scaptodrosophila lebanonensis, 1551 nucleotides long. RefSeq lists its product as uncharacterized. NCBI's taxonomy places the organism in Eukaryota, Metazoa, Arthropoda, Insecta, Diptera, Drosophilidae. The transcript has a single exon. Bases 1 to 1341 code for a protein of 446 amino acids. The record is from RefSeq and is a predicted model, not a curated record.